GGUCCUGUAAAACAAGGAAAUUAGUUUCUUUUGGGUAUCUAAGUGUUUUUAGAUCUUUGAUGAUUAGGAGAUUUAGGUCACCAGAUCCAUUUUCCAGAGGAGUAUUUUCUAUAAUUAAAAGAUUUUUGACCAAGAUUACCACAAUUAUAGCAAGAAACUUUAAUGGGAGUUUUAGAGAAAUGAGAAUUGGAGAUAGAUCUAUUUGAUCUAUUGGAGCUACGAUUAGGAGAAUUCCUCCUGUAAUAUGUAGUUCUGUUAGAUCGUACAGAGCUAUGACUUGGAGAUUUCUGAUGCUAUUUAGCUGCAUCUUUACUUUCUCAAGUUUUUCUGUUAGUAAGUUGACUUCAAUCUGACUUGCCUCAAGAAAAAUCUGUCAGUCUUCCUUUUCUCGAGCAAUUUUAUUGUAUUCGUCAAUAAAAUUCUGUAGUUUAUAUAUCCAAAGAAUUUUAUAAUUCAUUACAGUUUAAACAAUUUACAGAUCUUACCUCACUUGUUUCACCUAGUUCCAUAAAACACAAGUUUGCAUUUCAUCAUGAUCAUCAUCUGUCGUUUCUCUUUGUUCCCAUGCUCUAAGACUUUUUGGAUCUUCAUUUCUUCGAUUGUUUCUUCUCCUACGUUUUGGACAAUUCUGUUUGAUAUGACUUGGUUCUGCGCAGUAGUAACAACGAUCUUCAUUUAUUUUAAGAUCGUUGUUCUUGAAAUCUUAUUGAGGUUUCUGUCUCGUCUUUCUAAGCAUAUGUCUUACUCCUCGAUUGAUGAGUGUCAUUCCUUCAUGUUGAUUCUCAUUUGCUUUCUCUCCAGUGUCAAAUGUUUCAGUCAUAAAUGCCACCGUUUUUUUUGUCAUCCUUAUUGUAAUGAUUAGUAUGAUUUUGUUCAUAUGCCAUUAAGUUGCCUCAUAGUUCAUCAUAUAUCAUUUUCUGUAGAUCUCCAUCUUCAAGAAUUACAAAAUUGGUUUCCCAAGCCUUGGGAAGGUUUCAAACAAGUUUAGUGACUUGUAAUGAAUUUGAAUACACCAUUCAAAGAGUUUUUAGUUCACAUACAAUUUUACUGAAUCUUGAAACAUAGAUUCAAUGUUUCAUCUUCUGCCAUUUUAAACAACUCAUAUUUAUUAACGAGUGCACCGAGGCGAGCCUCCAUUACUUUGGUGGUUCCUUCAUAUGUUACUUCUAGUUUGUCCGACAUUACUUUCGCAGUAUCGCAAGUUGAUAUCUUGUCGUACUCUGCUCCGCUUACUGCACAAUAUAACAAACUUAUAGCUCUAACAUUAGUUUGGAUUAGCUCUUGUUGUUCUUUAGUGAUAUCAAAUUAUUCAGGAUCAAAUAACUUUUCAGUGCUAUCCUUUUCAGUCAGUCCACAAAUGGGCUUCGGACCUUUCUUAAUCAUUAUCCAUGCUUAAUGAUCAGUUGAGGAGACAAAAAUUCCGAAUCUAUUUUUCUAGUGAGAGUAAUGUCGCCCGUGGAAGUAUGGUGGUCAGUGCGGUGAGUGUCCAUAUUGAACUAAGGCUCCAGAGAUCUGAUAGUGUGUCAUUUUGGAUAUUUGCCUGCAAAUUAGUUCAACAAUAUAAAACAGAAUAAGAUGCUUAAGUAAAUAAGCAUAGAGAGUCUCAUACUGGUUAGGAUCACCAAUAUGGUGCCUAGUCCAGUCCCCUUGUGUUUCAAGAGUUUCCUUAAUAGCUUCAGACGAAUAAGGUAUACGUGAAGUGAAGUCUUGAAAACCUGUCUGAUGUGCAAAUCAGAGUUUCUACGUAGACAGUACCUCUACUUGUAUAACCUACACUUAGAAUCUUUUCCUUCUCUUUUUCUUUUACAAGUGUUCACUCACGUGUACAAAUCUUUAUCAAAGAUGAAAGAAGAUUACAAUGAUAAGUUCUAGUGAAGUUGCGUAAGACUCUAAGUGGCAGUCCUCUUGUUUAAAUAGGCAUAGAGUUCUGGUCUUCUUAAGGAACAACCCAGGGGAUUUUCAUUCAAUCAAAAUUUGGAGGGAUUCCUUGAUUGAGUCUGAUUUGGAUAGGAUUGUGAUCAUGUUCAUAUUAAAUAUGUUCAUGAUAUCCUUACUUUCUAGAUGAGACGUCUUCAAUAAGGUUGGUUGUCUUCCUUGAUUGCUGGAUGCUUGUCUUGAUAGAUUUAUUUGUUGAUUUCCUUGAUUGAUAGUGUUUUGCUGAUUCAAAGGAGAUUGAGAUAUGUCAUGGCUGUCUUCCUAGAAUCUUGGGGAUUUAGUCAAUCACUUGAGAUCUUGAUUAGCUUGGAUUGUGGAUUCUGUUCAGAUUGUUGUAAGUCCGGAUUAUGACAAUGUCACUGUACUGCUCAUCAAAUUCUGCAAGCAACAUUAGAUUUAUUGUUAAUUAUCAAAACACUUUUAGUGCUUAAGAGGCUAACAUCUUCCACAAUAAAAUAAAUUGACAAUGCAAGUUUAAGUGGUAAUUGAUGAGCAAGACUAGGAGACGGUAGAGUGGUAACUGCGGAGGUUUGUGUUCCAACGGUUGUUCCAAGCAAAGAAGAACCUGGUGAGAUGUUGUCAUCCACCAUUGAAGUUGUUGCGAAACUUUUGUUUUCUCUUUGGUCAUACGAUUUAAAAUUGAGUUGUUUUAACCUCUUAAGACUCUGAUACUAUAUAUACUUUUUCAGUAUUAUAAAUAUACUGCAAAGUCAUAGACCAAGUCAUAUACAUUUAAUAAUAAUCCUACGCAAACUAAGCCAGGAAUAAACAAAAUCUAUUCAUAUUACAUAAGUGUUAUCCUUGUUCAAUUUAGUAUAGAUUUUUUAAUGCUUCAAUCAGAUAUUUUUAGGAUAAAACACAAUCCCCUUACAUGUACUUUUUCUUUUGAGUUGAUUUGCUUUUUUUUAAAAAAAUUGUAAUCUCUUAGAUUUGUCUAACUCUAAUGGGCAGGCUUGACAACUUAAUAAGUAGUUUUGUCUCACUUACUCACCCUCUCUUUCUAUUUAAAAAAUUGCAAACACAUUCACACUUCCAUUGUGUGUGGUCAGUAACAUGACUAAAGCUAAACACAAAACCAAGAAAGAAGAGAAAGCAAAAGCGUCUGCACCUCCGUCCCCCCCUAUAUGUAUCCAAAAUUGUAAUGCCCCCCUAGAACGGCUAUAUUUACAUUAUCUGCUACUGCCAUUUUUGCCUAAGUAGUAACCAAUGUAUAUACUGCCAUUUUUUGAGCUUUAAGUUCAAUUUCUUCUUUCACAUUAUGUAAAAAAUGAGAUUCCCAGUUGAAGAGAUGGAGAUCAUUUUCAGAUCGGGCUAAGCUACUACAAGUGUUCCACAGAGCUUCUCAUAGUGAGAUACUUGUGAUGAUAAAUAGCAAUCAGAGAUGAAAAGGACACCUGACUCAGGAAAACCACUGGCCGAGAACAGUAUUGAGGUUGAGUUGACAAAUAUUUACCUAACCUUUAAAAAAGAGGUGGGAACUAUAUCCGAUGUCCAUGAUUUUCUGGAGAUGGACUUCACUGUUCCUCUUCAAACAUGGAAAGGAAAACACUCCUAUCAGGAGGAAGAGGAACUCUUGCCUAAUGCUGGUACAAUCAAGCGAUGUGAUGACUCACUUGACGAUAGUGGCUUUAUGACAUUCUAUGGAGCAAGUCAUCCUCCAGAACCUGUUGAUACUGACCUAAUGAAACCAGUCUAUAUACCAAUUGGUCCUAAUAAAGUAGACGGCAAAUGCCUACUGAAAAACAUGUCUCUGAAGGGCUCUUCCCUGGAUGAUAUUUCAAUCGAGGUUCUUAACAUGAAACCUAGUUCAUUUCUUCUUUCACCUGUGGAGAGAUGGGCUGAAAAUAAUGAUCUUGGUGUAGUAUCCUCUCCAUUUAUGGUUCCUCGUCCAUCUCAAAAUACGUUAGCAAGUCUACCCCCGGAUUCUGAAGAAAAAGAAUGUCUUUGGGAUGUAUCAUUAUCACCAAGCAGCAAUAUCAGUCCAUAUAGUAGCAUUGAUAUUACUGGUGUUGGCACAGCUAUGAGCAUUCCUAGCAGCUGCACAAGAACAUAUAGGAGUGAUCGAUUGUUGAGUGAAAGCUUGCUUAUUAUGGACGGAAACUGUGAGGGCACUAAACUGAUUAUUCAAGGGGAUUCACUAGAAAGUGCUAAAACUAGCUUUAGCAGGGAAAGUGAUAGCAGUGAACUUAGUGAUGAUAGUAACUGGAGUAACAUUACCGGCAGUGCCAAUAAGCCGCACAAAGGGAAUGAUCCCAGAUGCAAGGCUAUUAUUGCAAUACGGGCACGUGAUGGUAUAUUAGGCAUGAGUCACUUUAGGUUAGUGAAAAAACUUGGUUGUGGUGACAUUGGCACUGUUUAUCUUUCAGAGCUAAAUGGGACUUGCUGCGAUUUUGCAAUGAAAGUGAUGGAUAAGGCAUCACUUGCAAGUAGGAAAAAAUUAACCCGUUCUCGGACAGAAAAAGAAAUCCUUCAGCUGUUAGAUCACCCAUUCUUACCAACGUUGUAUACUCAUUUUGAAACUAACAGAUUUUCAUGUUUAGUCAUGGAAUAUUGCCCAGGAGGAGAUCUACAUACUCUACGACAAAGACAACCUGGAAAGCAUUUUUCAGAACACUCUGCAAGGUUUUAUGCUGCAGAAGUUCUAUUGGCUCUCGAGUAUCUUCACAUGCUAGGUGUACUUUACCGAGACUUAAAGCCUGAAAAUGUUCUAGUGCGUGAUGAUGGCCACAUCAUGCUUUCAGAUUUUGAUCUGUCCCUGAAAUGUUCAGUUUCACCUAUGGUCAUAAGGACAUCAUCUGAUGAUCCCUCUAAACGAGGAGCUGCAUUAUGUGUGCAGCCAGCCUGUAUUGCUCCCAUAUCUACAUGCAUUCAGCCAACAUGCUUCCUCCCCAGAAUAUUUUCUCAAAAGAGCAAAAAAAGAUCACAAAAGCCUCGAACUGAGCCUGGUUUUCCUGCUAAUGCUAUGCCUGAGCUAGUUGCAGAACCUACUGCAGCACGGUCAAUGUCAUUUGUGGGCACUCAUGAAUACUUAGCCCCUGAAAUUAUCAAGGGAGAAGGACAUGGAAAUGCAGUUGAUUGGUGGACAUUUGGCAUAUUUCUGUAUGAAUUACUAUAUGGUAAAACCCCAUUCAAGGGAUCAGGAAACAGGGCAACUAUUUUCAAUGUAGUAGGACAACAGCUCAAAUUUCCUGAUUCCCCUGCAACGAGUAAUGCCAGUCACAAUCUUAUUCAAGGAUUGCUCAUGAAAGAGCCUCAACACCGUCUCGGGGUGAAAAGAGGAGCAAGUGAGAUAAAACAACACCCUUUCUUUGAAGGUGUUAAUUGGGCACUGAUUCGUUCCAGUACUCCACCAGAAGUGCUAAGACAGGUUGAAGUAGAGGUUCCACGGAAGCUUAAGCAAGUGAACCCUGUUGAAGUUUGCAGUAAAAUAAUUGCAGGAACAAAUGUGAAUUCUGGGGGUAAUAAUUAUCUUGACAUUGAGUUCUUUUAGUCUAGGAAUAUAGGAUUCUUGUCUACACUUUAAUCAGCUUCCUUUAAGCGAACACUAUCCUAAUAUUCUCUUACCUUAAUAGGACUACAAUUUCAGUAGUUAUUACAUUUUACUAUAAAUACAUAAUUACCAUAGUUAUAAUUGCCUAA
Messenger RNA from Solanum pennellii, 5574 nucleotides. Its product is annotated as serine/threonine-protein kinase D6PK-like. The transcript is spliced from 3 exons. Gene Ontology annotation, molecular function: protein serine/threonine kinase activity; ATP binding. The record is from RefSeq and is a predicted model, not a curated record. Bases 3317 to 5425 code for a protein of 702 amino acids. Gene Ontology annotation, biological process: protein phosphorylation. Gene Ontology annotation, cellular component: plasma membrane; cytoplasm; nucleus. NCBI's taxonomy places the organism in Eukaryota, Viridiplantae, Streptophyta, Magnoliopsida, Solanales, Solanaceae.